Messenger RNA from Trichoderma reesei QM6a, 1964 nucleotides. RefSeq lists its product as uncharacterized. Bases 429 to 1964 code for a protein of 511 amino acids. The transcript is spliced from 2 exons. Lineage: Eukaryota; Fungi; Ascomycota; Sordariomycetes; Hypocreales; Hypocreaceae. The record is from RefSeq and is a predicted model, not a curated record.
AUCCCGCCUCCGUCAGAAACACCCAAUACUUUCCUUUAACAUCUCGACGCCUCGAUUCCAUCCUCCAUUGCCACCAAACACUCGCCUGAAGCCACCACCUGCCCAAACCAGCCCAAGCACGCUGUACCCCAGAUUCUGCCCAGCCAACCAAGCGGGAGCGCUAGCCUGUCCCUCUCUAGCACCAGAAUGUCCAGUGACCCGGACACUUUUGGCUGGCCAAGGUCGCUGGAGCGUCACUGACAGCACCUCAUUGACAAUCCUGCUGGGCAGACGGGCAAGCUCCAUGUCUCAAGUUCCAGUUGACGUAACGACCAUGUCUCGCCUGCAAAAACCUGCACCCUCGUCUCUCUUCUCCUCCCUGCACCUCCUCGUCCAAUGACCGACCUCCUCUGCUGGCGUCCUGCACAAGACCUGCAUACACCUAAGCCAUGUCGGCGGCAUCGCUGCCAGACGACGGCCGUCAGGCCUCAACCGCAUCCUCCUCCUCAGCCCGGCCCGGCCACGCCGCCACCUCCGGCAUCAACUUGGGCCACCACCACACUACCUCAACCACAGCAACAGCCUCCUCCUCCUCUGCCGGCAACGCUCCUCCAGGCCACUUCCUCCGCCGCGCCAGAACCGUCGACGAGCCCUCGAUGCGGUCCGCAUCCAUGUCGCGGCACAUGUCGUCCGACUCGUCCUCCGAGGCGCCUCCGCGCCGGAGCUCCAACUUUUCGGAAUACAGCCUCAGCGAGGCACGCGACAUCCUGAAUCCCAGGCCGUAUCCUCAGGGCGAGCAGGUCUCGGACCAUGAGGCUUCGCCGCUGGCCUCGUUGUCGCUGGCUUUUGCCCUUUUGCCUGCUAUAGCGGGGGUUCUCUUUCAGAAUGGCACGUCUGUUGCUACCGACAUUAUGCUCCUGGGCCUUGCGGCCAUAUUCCUCCAUUGGUCGGUCACGCAGCCUUGGCAAUGGUAUCACGCAGCGCAGGAGGUCCGCGUCCUUGAAGAGCAUUCCAUCAACAUGACAUCCCUCGAAGCGGACGGCGGCCUCGACUCGCAGACCAAAUCUCCGAAUCCCAACGGACCGCUUGAUGAUGUCCCCGAAGAACAAGAAGCAAGUGAAGGUGACGAUUCAAGCGCCGACAAGAGAGAGGCUCGAAUCGAACAGAUGACGGCACAGCAACAAGCUGCACUCAGGGAGCUCUAUCGUCAUGAAAGCCUCGCUCUCGCGUCGUGCUUUUUGAUGCCAAUGCUCAGCGCAUAUCUCCUGCAUUAUAUCAGAGGCCAACUGACGCGGCCGUCCGAGGGCCUCGUCUCUAACUUCAACCUGACCAUUUUCAUCAUGGUUGCUGAGCUGCGUGUGUUGUCGCACAUCAUCACACUCGUCCAGUCGCGGACUCUGCAUCUUCAGAAGAUAGUGCAGGAUAGUCCGCUUGGCCGACAACAAGCUGGUACUGAAACACUUCUCCAAGAAAUGCUCAAGAGGUUAGAGAGGCUAGAGUCUUUGUCAACAUCUCAGAGCAAUACACUGGCCGGUCAUGGGGAGUCAUUGAGCUCUACGACCGCGACAGUCAGCCGAGAGGUCAGAAACACGAUCCAGCCAGAGCUCGAUGCCUUGAACCGCGCAGUCAGGCGGUAUGAGAAGAAGGCGACGCUCCUGCAGCUGCAGACUGAGUCGAGAUUCACUCAAAUGCACGCAAGACUAGACGACGCCAUUUCGUUAGCAGCCGCGGCAGCGAAGAACUCGAAUCGACGACAGAACUUGCUACCGUGGGUUUGGAACAUGAUUGUGACGGCGGCAACUUUUCCUUUCAAAGCUGUCCUGGAGAUACUCGCGCUGCCGCUGAAGCCCAUCGUCGCAUUUGCCAACAGGAACAAACAGACAUCCUCUAGUACCCUUCGGCCACCUCGUAGCCGGCCAGGAAAGCUUCCAGCAUCAGUCAAGUAUAACGGCGAUCGAGUGCCGACGAGGAUAGUCAAGAGAUGA